Molecule: messenger RNA, 6396 nt
Organism: Kazachstania africana CBS 2517
Lineage: Eukaryota; Fungi; Ascomycota; Saccharomycetes; Saccharomycetales; Saccharomycetaceae
Gene: BLM10
Product: proteasome activator BLM10
Exons: 1
Coding region: 1-6396 (2131 amino acids)
Biological process (GO): proteasomal ubiquitin-independent protein catabolic process
Cellular component (GO): nucleus; cytosol
Molecular function (GO): proteasome binding; peptidase activator activity
Source: RefSeq, a predicted model, not a curated record
AUGUCAGGUGAAGAGAUCAAAGCUCCUAUUCCCAUCAAAAACAAGGCCUUAUUUCAAUUGCAAUUACAGGAGAGGCAAACUAGGGGUUUGGAAAAUCCAAAGAGGGCAAGGACACCUGUAAUAGCACGCUCAGAAUACAAUUACUUUGAUAGGUCUAGAGCAAAAUCAUCAACGCCAACGUUACCAUUGGGCGUAACGCCAGUCGAUGUAGGCGGUGGCGAAAGACGUUUACAAGAUAGACUGAAAUAUUAUGGUUUAGACUUUCCAGAGAGUAAAGAAGAAUUCUCCAGAAAAUUUUACGAUCAAUCGUCUGUAUGGUUUGGUAGAAAGAAAAAGCCUGAAUUUUCAGCUGAAGAAUACUUGCCAUAUAAAACAGAAUCACACAAAGAACAGGCAAAGUAUCUUUGCCAUGUCCUAGUUAAUUUAUAUAUUGCAAUCAGCUCACUGGAUAUACAGGGAUCGAUUUCAAUAUCGAGUAAAGACUUGACAAGGUUAAAAAAGGAGGUUGAUACUUUGGCGCUAGAGACUGAUUUAUUUAGGAUAUCCCAAGCUAAACCUGAGGAAAAUUUCUCAGAUAUGGGAGAUGAUAGCGAGAAUGAGUUAUACAAUGAAGAUGAUUAUAUUAAUGCUAGCGCUCCUGAUAUCAAUGCUACCGGAAAAAUAACAGCUAAAUCAGCAACGGUCAUAAACGUCAACCACUGGACGAACGAGCUAAAAAACUGUUUACUCUUUGACUUCCCAUUAUCUCUAAGAAAGAGCUUGGCGACGGUCUAUUACUACUUAGCGCUUGUUCAAGGCCAAGCAAUUUCUAGAGACUUACAUGUCGAAGUUUUUGAGAUUUUGGUUGAUGAUGACGAUGAAGGUACUGACUAUACUCAAUUACUAAGGGAGUCUGGCCUGGUACUAGACCAUAAAAUCCUCUUCAAUUUUUUGCUUGCGUUUUUACCAUAUCCUGAUUCAGAACAUAAUCGUUUCGACCUAAGUUCAAAGGAAGAUCUUCAGCUAUUUCGAACUUUGCUGAAAUUGGCGUACUUUGCGAAGCCAUUCUACGAGCAAAGCGAAGAACUACUUAGCUCCACCAUGGGUAUAUUACUAUCUAAUUUUUCACCUUCUACUAUGAACAUAGUUCUGCCAAUAAUAACAUCAUUUGUUCCCUGUCAAUACCAUCCUAACUCGAAAAUAAGUGAUUAUUUUCCAUUUUGUUUCAGCUUAUGGACUUCUGUAAGUGCAACAGUUGCGGUUGACACUCAUCUGUACGAAUUUGUGGGUGACAUCGCAGAGGACAUUUAUAUUAACUUCCAGAGCAAAGGAGAUAAUUUUUUAACAGACAGCGGAAUUUCUUUCGGACCUUAUGGAGUCUUUUCCGAAGAUCAAAUGACCUUUAUGUUCAAUAGAUUGCAAGGCCAUUUGAGAACAAAUGGGCAGAUUCAUUCCUACGCAAGAACUGUCAAACCUUUUAUUUACAAUAUUCAUGGUUCGGACAAUGAGGGUUUUUUUGGGAAAUUAAAGAGUUUACUCAAAUCUAUAGAAACAUUUGUGCAUCCCUCGAACAGUGGGUCCUGGACAAAACCAAUUGCUAAAUUUAUCCAUUCAUUUAUCAAGACAUAUCAUGCUAGAGCUGUUAAAGACAAGGAUAUACCUUGGGACAAAGAUACUCAACGUUUACGCCUAAAUGCUGAGUGCCACUCCAAAAUUGUUGACCUUUUCUUGAAUUUGUUGCUUAUUGGAGCUCAAAGCAAGGAUCAAGAUGUCACAAAUUAUUAUAUAUCAUGUUUUGCUUACCUGGUAGAUUUAUCUCCCAGGAAUUCUUCUUUGAUUUUUGACAAAGUCUUGGAAGAUCUUUACGAUAUGUUCUCGGGAGAGUUUAUAGAAUCUAGGCACAGAAUUACUUCUAGUUUAAAGCAAUUCACGAGGGUAGUUAGGUUUAUGGUCGAAGAUAAGGCUUACAGAAUUCAUAUUGUGAAUAUAUUGUCUGCACUCGUUUCUAAGAUUGAUAUGAACGACAUUUCAUUAACUAAUAACAUCCUUAACGCAAUCGUCUCUAUAGUGUCCUUCGUACCUUUAGAAGAUUUUGUAAAACAGGGUGAGUUUUUAACGUUCCAUUCACACACGCUUCCAUUAGCUGAGCAAUAUUAUUAUUGUUUGAAGGAUGGAUCAUUGUCUAAUUUCGCUUACGACGAUAAAACAUUAGAUGACGCAUUCAGGGCCUCUACUAGUGGAUUUAAGAAUAUCUUAACCCUUUAUAUUGACAAAUUAUUCCAGCUGGUCGACAUCGAAUUGGAUGAUAGCUUGUCAAUUAAGUUGAACCAGACAACGAUGCUUAUGAUUGAGUCAAUGUCAGAUGAUGUAUUUAAGCAUUUCUCUGACAUGUUUCAGAAAAAAUUUUGGGAUAAUGAAGCCUUCAAGGAAAAAGAACCCAAUUAUGAAAUUAUCACCAUUCCUUUAGCCGCUAUUGUAAAGAGAAACGUAAAGCUUAGUGAACAACUUGUUGAUUUACUAUUGCUCAAUUGUCGUGAGCAGAUAGAGAGAGGUGCGGGUUCUGUAAGAAGUUUUUCGGAAAUACAUCAGAGAGACGUUAAGCUAGUACUUUACCUAACCGCUUUGAAUGACAUUUUGAGGCAUUCUAAUGUAGCAAUAAUAUCAUUCCAUGCUGAAUUGAUACAAUUCUUGAAGUACCUUUUCAAGGCAAUUUCCAAUCCUCCUUUGAAUGUCAUAACCUCUAUCUUAGUGCAUAACAUUCUGGCGAGCUUAACAAGCACUGAAAUAAUUGAGCAGAGGAUGUUUUCUGAUUCCAUGAAGGUUAACGUAGAGGAUAGAUGGGGUGGAUUGCAAUUUGAUAAAAGAAAAUUUUCAGAAGAGAGUUUGGCGUUCAGGUGGCACAUUCCAAGCGAAACUGAGGUAUCACUGGCAAUUCAGAUAUUUGACGAAGUUGUCGCCUACUGCAUAGAUGAGGUUAAUAAAUUAAUUUCCCAUCCUCAAUCAUCGACAGAAUUUACUGAUGAGCUUCAAAAAUAUAUCCUGGUACUGACGCAUGGGCUUUCUGGAUGCAGUCUUUUGUUUGAUCCCGAUUUCAAUAAAAGUAUCAAUGGCAAUAAGACUGUGACAUCUCCUUCCUAUAGGGAAAGGCUUGUUUUACUAAAAAAUCUCAGAGAGAGGAACUGUGAUAAUCAAGAAUAUGAUAUAGAUAUCGAGCAAAUUACGUCUAGAGCAGAAGAUGAAGAUUACAUGGAUUCUAAUAAUACGGGAAGUUUGGAACACAUGCAAGGUGACGAAAUUGCAGUUCAUGAUGACUAUACUGAAAAUUUACCAGACAUUGAUUCAAGUGUGUCAGAGGUCCCAUCCGCUGUUGGGACCCCAAUACCAGGUCAUACAGGGCCUAAUUCCUUCAUGAAUUCUAGCGUGGUGUUCAGAGAUCUCGACAUCUAUACUUGCAAUUAUUACUUCGGUGCCACUGUUGAAGAAAGAAUGAGUAAUUUACAAUACUUCGAAGUACAUAAGAUUCGUUCCAAAAUUGGUCUAUUUUUCCAUAAGUUGUUCAAGUUCUUUUCAUCGGAAUUUAGUACAAAUAGUAAAAUUUUUCAAAUUUUACUUCAUGGAUUAAAAGUUUGGUUCGUAGAUGUUGGACAAGAAACUAUAUUCUCGGAGGAUAAUGGUGCUUUUAUAGAUUUGGAUUUUAUUGAAAACAUUCAAUCUUUGGCUCACUUAAAUGAUUCGUUUACUAGAACGUAUUUAGCAGCUAAAGUUAAUAAUGCGCAUCAAAAUAGAGUUUUGUUACACUCUACUAACAGAUAUCCCUCAAAAUUGGAAAUUCAACUGUUAAAGGAUAUUAUAUUAAUGGCAACUUCAAUUUAUCCUGGAAUAAACCAGGUUGGACAAGCUACACUCUCCCACUGUAUGAAACAGCUAAUUGGAUCUUACUCGAUAAUUAUUAGACAACUGAUAAAAUUGCUCCAAGACAGCCUGACAGCGGAAUCUUAUACACAGCUUGAGGUAUUAUUGAAAUGUUUGUCAAUGAAAAAACUCCAUCGAAAACUUAUCUCCGACUUUAAGAACGUGGAAGAAAUGACAAGAUUGCUUCUCGACUGUUGCCACGUUAGAGAACUUGACAUUUCAAUGCAUGCACAUAAUAUAUUGGCAGAUUUAUUUUCCAAGAUCCAGAUUCCAACUCGGAUUUGCGUCUAUGAUGAAAGAAUGUUUCUGCCUUUAGCACCUCCUGAUUGUAAUAUACAUUUGCAAGUUGAGGCAGUGAAACAAGCUAAAGAUAAUAGAAGAGAAGAAUAUAUCGACGUAUUAAUAGGGCUGCAAAAAAAUUUGGUAGAAAGAUUGAGAGGUGAUGAGCUUAAUUGGAGGACUCGGUUACUCAUUAUCAAGUUGAUUGGAAGGUUGCAGUCCAAUCUUGAGUUUCCUUCUAAUGAAGAUGCCAUUUCUGUCAUAGUAGAGCAAGCCCGUACUAAUCAUCCCACGAUAAUACAUUUCAUAAUCAAAGUCUUAUUGAGUAUUUUCAAUAAAGUAUUAUCUUUAUCGUACUAUUCCUAUGAUGUGUCUAAGAGUUACGAUAAUUUAUUUGAUCCAGAAUAUAUUAUAAAAUUGAAAUCAACUUCAGCUGAAUUUCAGCAGGAAUUCAGAUCUGAAAUGAAUAAUAUUCUGGAUCCUAAAUAUUUUAUUGAUUCUAAGGCGUUUGCAGGAUGGCUAUGUUGGGGGAAUGACCUAAAAGUUGUGAAGACAGGUCAAGCUCACUUGGCAUUACAAAACAAUGAAAUAAACCUAUUGACACUCAUCGGGAAGUUACUGACGAAGGGAUGGUUAAGUAACAUCGUUUCGACCCUCAUCAAAGAUAAUGAAGCAAAAGGCUCAUUCAGUAGUAGUGAAGUAUCUUUUUUUGCUUUUUUGACAAUUAUUUCCUCCCAGGGUUAUUCCGAGUUUACUGUAAAGGAAAUAUGUAGUAUGUGUCGCCACUAUUACGACGUGACAGAAAAGGCAUCUAUCAUAAUGUCUGUACAGAUUGUUGCUGCGCUAAUAGUAGCUAGCAGAUUCUUAGAUACUAAAGAGACAGAAAUCCGCGAUUUAUUUCUUCAAAGUUUUAUGUCAGAAUGCCUAAAUGGUGAUUUGAAUCAAGAUGCCGCAGAUACUUGGUCUACUUUGUUUUGGUGGCUGCCUACCAUAAUAGAUGUAAGAAGGUGUCCACCUUUUAUAGAAAUCAUUUCUAAUAUUUCUAAUCAAUCAGAUUUGAAGUCAGAUUCUGUGAAUCAUCAAGCUUCUAGAUUACUAAUGCUGAGAAACUUGAGUGUGAGUCAAGAUUUCAGAACUUAUCAUCCCAUGGAGAUAGCGGAACAUUUGAUAUUUGAUCAUCCCUAUGACCAAAUGAGAGAUGCUACAGCUAAAUUGUUCAAUAUUUUAGUCCAAACAGAAAGUUAUCUUUCUGUUGAAACACCGGAAGAAUUAUUGCUCUCCUUAUCGAGGGAAUCGGAUUUGGGUAACAUUUUGAAAAGAGUAGCACCUUAUUUGGACGAGAUAAUAAGGACUAACUUUUCUGUCAUUGCUGAGGAAUAUGUGAAAAUCGAUGGCAUGUCUCCCCAAAUCGUUUUAAAGUCGAGGUAUUAUUACCUCAGCUCCACCAUGUUUUAUUGGAUAACGCAAAUGUCGAAAGGCUCAAAUAGGGUAGUUCUAAUUCCCUAUCUUGUUGAGUAUAUUCUUCCAUUCUUGGCCAAUUUCACAAAUCAAAGAGACUUGUGUCAAUUAGCUGGGAUACAUCCAGCAAAAAUUUACCUAGGUCUUUCAUAUUUGCCCAUUAGAAAAGAAUAUUUUAAACCUUUAUUAGCCUAUUUAACUGCUGAGACUUCGAAUGUUUCCUCUUAUGAAAUAAAGAUGCAACUUUCUUUCAUCGAAUUUUUCUUAUCUUCUAAUCUAUUACAGUUUGGCAAAGGUGAAGUCAAAAAAAUUAUCAAUUAUGUGCUAGUUCAGCUUUACAAUACCGCAUACGUUGAGGUCAGAAUGAGAGCGGCUUUGGUGCUGUCAGAUUUGGCACAUAACUUCGCCGAAGAAAUAGACUUAAGCAAUUUAGUUUCGAGAUUUGAGAAGUCUCUCAAUCAGUACACUUGGGCAGAAAAACAAAAGCGCUCAAAAACUGAUGUAACUUUACAUGCCAGUGCUUUAGGACUCGGUGCAUUAGUUAGUGCAUUCCCUUAUGUAUUUCCACUUCCAAAAUGGAUUCCCCAAAGAUUGAGUACUUUGUCUUCGUGGGCUAGGACUAAUGGUAUGGUGGGUACAGCGGCAAAAGAUACUAUAAGUAAUUUCAAGAAAGUUAGGUCGGAUACAUGGAAAUUUGAUAGACAACUUUUCACAAAUGAUGAGCUAGAGGAUUUGGAAGGUGUUCUAUGGAGAAGUUAUUAUGCUUGA